Messenger RNA from Pectinophora gossypiella (pink bollworm), 1798 nucleotides. It is a transcript of the gene Jupiter, whose product is annotated as microtubule-associated protein Jupiter. The transcript has 4 exons. Lineage: Eukaryota; Metazoa; Arthropoda; Insecta; Lepidoptera; Gelechiidae. Bases 163 to 654 code for a protein of 163 amino acids. The record is from RefSeq and is a predicted model, not a curated record.
CGUAUGAUCACUUAUGUCAUAUUAGUUUAAUCAACUUUGACAUAUUUUUGAUAUGAUAAGUUAAUUGUAUUUUCUGGUUAUUUGUCGUUUUUCCAAGAGGCGUUUGGCCUUAGCAAAAUUUUCAGUAAAUUCAGUGUAUUUCGUACGGGCACCGAUUCGCCAAUGUCAUCCACUGAGAUCUUCGUUGGGCUACCGGAGGAUUCGAAGAGUUCGAUUACAAAGGUGCCGAACGCUCCGAAGAGUUGCAUCGGCGAGAUCUUCAGCGCGGAGAAGACGGAGAGCUCCCCGGUGAAGAACGGGACGUCCCGCCCGCGCGUCAUCCGAGACACGCCCACCCGCCCCCGGGACACCCACUCUCGCCUCUUCGGACAGCAGAUCGUCGCUAACCCAGUCGUUCCCAUGGUGACUGACACCAUCCGGAGCCACAUCCAGUUCGGCGACUCGCAGCCAAAUGGCACCAGUCCCUCUCAUUCUCCAUCGAAGAUGACGAACGGCAGCGCUUCGUCGACGCCCAGCCGAGAAGGCAACCCAAUUACCGGUGACGGCUACAAAUCGAUGAACGGUCAGAUCAACACAGUGACGUCAGUGAACGGCAACAGCUUCAUCAGCCACAACCGCGUGCCGCCGGGCGGGUUCUCGUCGGGCCUGUGGUAGAGCCGCACACCAGCACCGCCGGCGCCCGCGCACCGGCCCCUCCACCCGCCGCGCGCCACCCGACACCCGCGACAUACUACCGCAUACCGCUAAUACUCUAGGAUAAACAAUUCCUCUAUUUAUUCCACCCUAAAGUAUUACCAGUCUGCGACACGGAUGCAUUUAUUUCGCAACCCAUUAUUUCAUUAAUCAACUAAAUUCGCAAUUCGAAAAAUCCUAGUAACGCAAUUUGCACAGACCUAAUACAAUGUCCUAUAAAAUUUCAAAGGGUAUUGUUGUUAAUUAAAUCCUUAGCCUGUCCCAGUAACAUUUCAUUCAAAAUAAUUUAGCAUAGAUUAUAGAUAUUUUUGUAAUAGUAAUAUUUCGAUAGAUAUUGUAAAGGCGGUAAAUUUAUGCUGCAGAUGAUUGAAGUAUAACGACGGAAAACAAUUAACAGUUUGGUUCCAGUUAUGCUUCAGUGCUCUGCGGAUGUAAUGUAAGAAGUCUAAAUUAUACUCUUUCACGUCUUACGAAUAUGUUAACGCAUUGAUAUUGUGAGUUAGGAGUGAGGAUACGUAUCAGCAAUAUACCAAAAUGAAUAGUGCCUUGAUCGGUGAUGAGAUAAAUUAUAUGAGAGCAGGACUACGCUUGCGUAAGCAUAUUGUUGAGAACAUGAUUAUAUAUCUAUAUUUCACGGUAUAGAAAUAGUAAUCAUAUGGCACUCGGGAUAAUUAUACAUUAAAUUAACCUAACUUUAAUAAUAAUGGACAUUAUUUAAGUCCUAACUUCGUUUGUUGAAUUUAAUUACAGUAAUUAUUUGAUAGAGGGUUUAUAGAUUGCAUUUAUUUUGUCUUUUUAUACAUGUUUAUUUUGUUUAGUUUAUUUUCGUCUCAUUUAGUAAUAAUUGUGGAACGGAUUUGAAUUUUGGUAGAUUAUCUGUUAACAUGAACUAAGAGUAUAUUGGACCCAUGGUAAUGUACCUACCUGCGCGGUUAAAUGGUACGUUUCUCUGUGUAACUAUUUAUCACUCGAGUAGCGUAGGCAUAUCAUCUUUGUAAAAAUGUUUUAAUAUUCUAACAGUAAACCACAUAAUCACUGGCCUAACUAUAACAACUGUUAAUAGAUAAUAACCUAACUUCAAAAUAAAGUUUUUCUAUUAAUAAUA